GAUUGGUGGAGUGUUGUAUUGUGGCCUGGGGUUUUCUCGCCAAGAAGUAUGAAAGGAUAAUUUUCAAUAAUUAUGUUUCACCCUUAAAUUUAAAUUAAAACUUUAGAAAUUCAUUUGGUGCCGUAAGUGGUCACUAGUGGUGUAGUACGUUAUGGAGGGUGAACGUAAAGAAUUAAAUGUGGAGGAAAUACCGGUGUCAAGUUUAUACGACAGAGAUUCUACAGUACCAAUCAACUUAAAUAAAUACAGAAAGGCCGUAAAAAAAUAUAUAAACAAGCAUCAUUAUCAUACAGCAUUAUUUUGGGCAGACAAAGUGGUUUCACUGAAUAAUGGAGAUUGUCAGGAUAUCUUCUGGUUGGCUCAUUGCCUGUUUCUCACUGAACAGUACCAUAGAGCUGCGUAUUGUAUCAAAAGUCAAAAUCUUCAUAAGGUUGACUUGGGUUGUCGAUACCUUGCUGCAAAAUGUCAUUUUGCAGGUAAAGAAUAUCAGGAAGCACUAGCCACCCUUGAUGUUACAGAAGCAAACAGUAUAGGACCAAACACAAGAAACCAAGAACCACUAGACAAAUCAGUUGUAAUGGGAGACAAAAAUUGGGAAAGCUCUAUCCAGUUGUUGAAAGGACAGAUUCAUGAAGCAAUGGAUAACCGAGGACUAGCUGCAAUGUGUUUCAGGGAAGCUCUUCACUUAGAUGUGUACUGUUACGAAGCUUUCCAUUCCCUUAUACAUCAUCAGAUGCUUUUGAAAGAAGAAGAAAAAGCUUUGAUGGAGUCUCUUCCUUUUGGAAAACAGUGCUGUGAAGAGGAGUCUAAAAUUGUAAGGCUUCUCUAUGAAACCCAACUUAAGAAGUAUGACAAGCCAUCAGAAAUGAUUUUCCCUCCACAACUAGAAAGUCUUGAGAACAACCUAGAUAUAAAAACAGCCCAAGCUGAACGUUGCUACUAUAACUGUGACUACCAACAAUGUUUUAAAAUCACAUCUUUAGUUUUAAACAAGGAUUCUUUCCAUAGUGGAUGCUUGCCAAUUCAUAUAUCAUGUUUAAUGGAGCUACAGAAAUCCAAUGAUUUAUUUUACUUUGCUCACAAACUAGUGGAUCUUUAUCCUGAAAAGGCUAUAGCUUGGUUUGCUGUGGGAUGUUACUACUUGCUAAUCAAUAAAACGGAUGCAGCUAGAAGGUACUUAAGUAAGGCCACAACUUUAGAUAGAGUGUUUGGACCAGCCUGGCUAGUGUAUGGUCAUUCUUUUGCUGUGGAGAAUGAACAUGAUCAAGCAAUGGCUGCCUAUUUUAAGGCAUCUCAGCUUAUGAAAGGCUGCCAUCUACCUUUGCUGUACAUUGGUCUAGAAUAUGGGCUUACUCACAAUAUCCGCUUGGCUGAACGAUUUUUUAACCAAGCCCUGGAGAUUGCCCCUGAAGACCCAUUUGUUUUGCAUGAAUUAGGAGUAGUGGCUUUCCAGAGUCAAGAUUAUGCAACAGCAGAAAAAUAUUUUAGAGAUGGUCUUGACAAGGUGGAAAACAGUUCUCAAACAGUAUUACCAGAAAAAUGGGAAGCUCUUCUCAACAAUCUGGGUCACGUUUGUCGCAAAUUGAGGAAGUAUGAAGAAGCACUGGAAUUUCAUCAACAGGCCUUGGUUCUGAGUCCUCAAAAUCCAGCAUCUUUUGCAGCAAUUGGUUAUGUUCACAGCCUUACAUGUCACUGGACACAAGCAGUUGAAUAUUUUCACAAGGCCUUAGGACUUCAACGUGAUGACACUUUCUCAACAACCAUGUUAAAAAAUGUGAUUGAGCAUUUAAUGAACGAAAUGGUUCCUUGUGAAGGUAUUCCGGAUGAGUUACCCAUUUAUGAAUUUCCUUCAGAGCAAAACUUAGCUCUGUUGGAUAGCAGCCCAAUUAUCCCAACAGAACAAAGUGAUAGUGGCUUUGAGAUUGAAAUGGAAGCGACUGACUGACAAAAUUUAAAAUGUGUGGCAAAAUGAAAGAUGGUUGUACAGAAAGUGAAAGCUUUAACAAAGUCUGUAACUCAUUUUAUACAACAUUUUUGUUCAGUAUGAUGUUUUGUGAAAUUAAAAACAUUUGUGUAUACAUUGAAACUUUUCUGUUUUUUAAUAUAUGUAUUAUUCACUGUAAUGUAUCUAACACAGCUUCUAAGAUAUUUCCAAAACUUUCAACUGUUAUGUGUUGUUUGUUUUUUUUUCCUGUAGAAAAAAUUAUGAUAGUUUAUUGUUAAUAAUCUUAUGAGCAAUUUCAAAAAACAGUAUCAAAUGUCAUUUUCCAAUCAUGAUAUUUUACUAGGUUAGCAUUGAAAUUAUGUCUUAUGCCCCUGCUGUGAAAGUCAUUGAAAAUAAUUAUUAAGCAAAGAUAAUUUUACAGCUUGACUUAAAAAAAUACAUUAUUUUUGUUAGUGGUUUACACAGUAAGUUAUCAGUUACUUCUUUUAAUGGUGAAAAACUUGGUCACUUUGCUCAAAUUGUCAUUUCUGGACUCCAAGUCAAAAACCUUUGAAUUAGAGAUUUUGAAAGUUCCAAGUAAUCUAAGACAUGAAAGUCACAAUCUGCAUUUUUAAUUUUACACUUGGAAAAUUUUCAACACUGACAACAAUAUGAUCUACAUUCAAUUUUAUUUGCAUGAUGGCUGAAUGCACUGAAUUUGAGUUGCAAGAGGCUACAUAGAUCAAGUAUGAAAAAAUAUAUAUCUCAAGUUAUUAUUGUUUUCUGUUCAGAAUUGUCUGGUAAUGAAGACAAAGUAGGUCUAUGGCUCCACGCGAUGCUGCUGCAUUCACCAUCUAGUCUCACUAAAGUUUACUUUUACACAUUUGUAUGUGACUAGAAGUAAUACUGAUAUAAUUUAAAUUUUAAUUCUUCUCUUUAGUUACACUGUCAUAGAAAACUAAAAAUUCAUUGCUCUGAUGAUCCAUAUACACAAGAAUCCUAGCUGUUUAACCAGUUAGUAUUAAUUCUCAACUGGUAAGAUAAAGUAUUUGUAUCAUAUGUGGUAGGGUGGAGUCAGAAUGACCCAUAAACGACAAACAAAUAAUUAUAACAUUAAGUAAGAGAACUGCAACAUCACAUUCGCACUACUCAACACCAAAGAACUGAUUGAGGAUAGAGUACAGAAAAUAUUAGGUAAAGAGCAACACUAGCUAAAUUGGAAUAUUGGCUUGAAAAAUUGACUUGGGUCUUUCUGACUCCACCUUACUAGUUGAGGGUUAACUUAAAAUUAUAUUACUUUUUAUAUAUAACAUGAUUUAGUGGUUGGCUUAUUCAGACUGUGAGGCCGAAGUUUCAUGGUUCACUUCUCAUUGAAAUUUGAGGCUGUGGGUGUAUUAUAAGAGUGACAGUUAAAUACCACUAUUUGCUCAGCCAAGAGUAGUUCAAUAAUUGGUAAUGAGUGUUGUUUAUUAGCUGUCUUUCCUUUUGUAUAAAAUUUCAAAAUCUGGGAUGGUUAUACACAGAUAGUCUUUUGUGUGGCUUUGUGCAAAAAUUCUAAAACAAAUCAAAUGAAAUUAAAAAGUACAGUAACCUUGCAUUUUGUUUGUGAUGUGUUCUUUUAAACAACAGCAAGAAAAAUAAAUUUGCCAGAGAGUUUAAAUUCAGAAUUAUUUAUAUAUGUCUGUUAAGAAAUGUUAUACUUUUAAGAUCUUUGUCCAUUUUCUUUCUAUUUCAUCUUGGUUUUAUUUUUAUCCAGCUAUAUAAAUGUUUGUUUGUGAAUGCUAUAAAAUGUAAGUUUCAAUCAUAGCAUAGGGGAGGGGGUUUUUGAAGUGUAAUAUUUAUACAAAGAUUUUGUAAAACAUAUUUUUCUUAAAUACUGUUAAAACAAAACCAUCAUUGAUCAUUCUCCCAGCAAUUUCCCUUUCUAUGAUUUAAAAUAUAUUACUUGAGGUGGGGGGGGGGGGAUCUUAAUUUCAUAAGAAAGUUAAGCACCACUAAGUUUGUUUACUCUUGACCUUGUGAUUUAUUGGUCAAAUGAAAUGACACUUGGUUUAUUCCAAGAUUUUUCUUUCAUCUGAGUUCAGCCAUCUUUGAAGACAUGUAACACAGCAGAUGUCCAAGGUGGCUGCAACCACAGGGAGAAACCAUCUCAAGUUCAACUAGAUAUGAUGUCACAGGUCAUCAUGAAGUAGACCUUAUUUAAUGGGACAGUUUCAUAAGAGCAUAAACGAUCCAUGGUCAUAAUAUGUUCAAUAUCUGGUCAUUAAAUCAAGAAAUUCAUAAGUCCAAAGGAUUGAAAAUAAGUUUCAACUGGAAGGGUAAAAUGACUUGACAAAUUGGUGAUUGUAGUUUUCAUUUUAAUUUGUCUUCUGUAAGCAUUAUAUAGAUAAUACCUUUAUCUUAGUCUACUCCAAAGACCAUGCUUCUCACCUUCUAUACUAAUUAUGUUCCUGCCACACUUCUACAUUAAUUUUUUUUUAACUUGAACUGAUCACUUUUUUUUUAAAUUCUUGUAACUCAUUAUCUUAACUACUAAUUCUCAACCUCUGGUUUACUCACACUUUUCAAGAGUUUCAUUUCAGCUGCAGAUGUAAUCUUGUUUAUUAUCGUCAUUAGUAGUAGCAUACAAACAAUUGCCUCAGAACUUAGUGUCCACUAACAAAUGUAUUUAAGUUUCAUGGAUAAAAGAUAAUUCAGUUGGUUUUAUCUCUAGAUUUUAUAUUGAGCAGGUUUUCAACUUCUUUUGGAAUUGUCUUCAGGCUAAGUGAUGUGCAAUUAAAACAAAGUUUAAAAAAUACUAUAUGAAUAGAGAUUAACAACGUAUUUACAAAAAUUAUAUUUCAACUUGCAACCUCAGGGUCGCAGUUUCGAUUCCCCGUCCCACCAAACAUGCUCACCCUUUUAGCUAUGGGGGCAUUAUAAAGUGGUGGUCAAUCCUAUUAUUUGUUGGUAAAAGAGUAGCCCAAGAGUUGGCCGUGUGUGGUGAUAUCUAGCUGCCUUUCCUCUAGUCUUUCACUGCUAAAUAAGGAACAACUAUUGCAAAUAGCCCUUGUGUACCUUUGCACGAAAUUCAAAAUUUAAGUAACCAUUGACCAUAGUAAUUGCAAGCAUAUCUAAUCAAAUAUUUUGGAAUCUGCAAUUUCAUUUUCAGAGGUCUGUAAAAAUAUGUGCAUUGAAGAUGAUACACAUAAUACUAUUUUUUUUUGCAACUUUGGAGUGCACUAAGCACAUAAAAGUAAGAUAUAUUAACAAUUCUGAACUAUAACUACAUAUAUUUAAAGGAUUUAUGACUCUUUUUACAGAUCAAUGAUGAUGAGAUUUGUAAAAUUGAAAAGUUUAAUUAAAUGUGUUUAUGUAUGUUGCUGUGGUGCUUCUCUUCUUACUCAAUAAAUAUUAAGUUUGAAGAUAA
Limulus polyphemus (Atlantic horseshoe crab) is the source of this 5333-nucleotide messenger RNA. It is a transcript of the gene Cdc16, whose product is annotated as cell division cycle protein 16 homolog. Gene Ontology annotation, molecular function: protein binding. NCBI's taxonomy places the organism in Eukaryota, Metazoa, Arthropoda, Merostomata, Xiphosura, Limulidae. The record is from RefSeq and is a predicted model, not a curated record. Bases 152 to 1945 code for a protein of 597 amino acids. Gene Ontology annotation, biological process: cell division. The transcript has 17 exons.